This is a messenger RNA of Hypomesus transpacificus, 775 nucleotides long. RefSeq names its product apolipoprotein D-like. The record is from RefSeq and is a predicted model, not a curated record. Gene Ontology annotation, molecular function: lipid binding. NCBI's taxonomy places the organism in Eukaryota, Metazoa, Chordata, Actinopteri, Osmeriformes, Osmeridae. The transcript has 5 exons. Bases 58 to 627 code for a protein of 189 amino acids. Gene Ontology annotation, biological process: tissue regeneration; brain development; lipid transport.
ACACAACAAAAUACCUAAUUCAAACCACAGAGAUCUCCGAGGGGUUGAAGUAAGAAGAUGCAGGCUCUACAAGUGCUCUCACUGACUCUGCUGUCCGUCUUGGCAGCCAGCGCUCAGACCUUUGUUUCUGGGAAAUGCCCCAACCCUCCCGUCCAGGCUAACUUCGAUGUUGCCAGGUACCUGGGCAGGUGGUAUGAGAUCCAGAAGCUGCCUGCCGUCUUCCAGAAGGGGGAGUGCGGCCAGGCCACCUACAGCCUGAAGGGCCCUGGAGCGGUUACUGUUCUGAACGAGGAGCUGCUGGUUGAUGGGAGAGUCAAUGGUGUCACUGGCACUGCCAAGGUCAAGGACCCAGCCGAACCCGCCAAGCUGGAGGUCAGCUUCUUCGAGAACCAGCCUCCCGGUCCUUACUGGGUGCUGUCCACCGACUAUGAUAAUUAUACCCUAGUCUACGGCUGCACGGACUACUUCAACCUGUACCACGUGGAGUUCUCCUGGAUCCUGAGCAGAGAGCGUACCCUCUCCGCCGACACCAUGGAGGAGCUACGCAGCAUCCUGAAGUCUCACAACGUCAGCGUGGACAAGCUCCAGGUCACGGACCAGAGCAACUGCAGCAGCAUGCCCGAGUAACCGGGACUCCUGACCUCAGAGGGGGAAGAGGAGGAUGGAUGGAUGGACUUCCAGACAUGGCAUGCACAUAGGAUGUGGUUGAUGUUCAUUGACUGUGUUUGUGCUGUAUCUGUGCAUCGAUGCAAUACAACUGCAAUUGGAAAAGAGA